AUGUGGGUGGGCCUUUUUGUGGGCCUUUUUGUGGGGCUACUUGCCCCGUGGUGCAUUCAUGCUCAAAUCAAUCCAAACUAUCCACAAUUCAACAAUAAUUUCAACAAUGAUUUCCAACAACAGCCACAAAUCGUCCCAAAUCGAAUGCCUGUUGAUGGUGCUUUUGCGGGUGGAGAUUAUCGACAGUACACUCUUUUUGAAGGUCCAAUGGUGAUUUAUGGAGAGCAAUGGGGUGACUCAGUGGUUGCUGAUGACACUCAAUUUGGCCGUCUCAUCCCAUUGCAUACAUUCUUUCCAUUUUAUGGUGGAAAGUAUAACUACACUGUGAUCUCUACAAACGGUUACAUUGGAUUCGGGUAUUUUAGUGAGCAAACGAAUACGUUUAAAGUCGGACAAGAAGUUGAUUGGCCUAAUCAUGCAGAUCCAGCAGUGAUGGGUCCAUAUUUGUGCAAACAACGAAUCGGUGGAAGCAAUGAGCAACGAUCGAAAGUUUUUUAUCGAAUUGAGAAGCGAGCCGGUACAAGUGCACAACAAAACAAUUAUGGUGCUGAAAGAUUGCAUUGCCGAGGGCUUUCACACUAUUUUUGUGAUGGAAUGUCGGAGAACUUUUUGAAUGGAGUUGAGAGAGCGUUACAAGAUGGAGUUGCUGGUGGUAGUGUUUUCCGAGCCGAUGCCGCACUUGUAGUCACCUGGAAAGAUAUGAUGCCGAAUGUAGGAGAUGAGGAAUCCCGCGCCACUUAUCAACUUGUUUGGGCUACUGAUGCUCAAGGUCAUUUAGCCUAUGCAAUGACCAACUAUCACACUCUGAAUUUUGAUGCUGCUGACAUGAAUGGGAACACGAGGACUGGGAGAUGUCAAGCUGUUUUCAACGGUGGAAAUCACACGGGUCUCGUUCAAUUGGAUCUCUCUGAUUUGACAAAGAUGAGGCCAUCUUCGUUGGCGGAAAGAUCGGCUGUUCCACACGUUACUCGUGGUCGCUAUUUGCAUCGAGUGGAUGAUGUUGUGAGACAUGCUGGGUGUAGCAAUAAAACCGGAGGAACUUCUCCACUUCUCGUCUAUCCAAACAUCGUCUCAAUGCUUGGCCAAGUAACCGUUGAAGUAAAUGCUCUUUGUCUUGACCCAGCUGUCACCUAUAUACUUAUGAUUGAAAGUCGACAGUCAGCACCGUGCACAGUGUUCUCUCCAUCGAUCGCUCGAUGCAAACUCCCGAAAAUCCUCGAUUGGGGCACAAAAACAGUAUACUUUCAACCGCAAGGCGGACAGGCACAAGACGAGAAAGCUUUCGUUGGAUUUAUUUACUUUGUUCCACCGACGCUUAAUCCAACUCGUUUGGACAUUGGAAAUGUGGCUCAAUGGUAUAAAAAUCCUGUCCCAACGACGCAAGUGAUCAAAUGGUUUCCGAGGAAUUUCACCAUUGAUUUAUCUACUGAUAUUUUGGGCACACAAAGCAGAAAUUAUAUGGACAACUCGAUUUACUCGGUGCCUUUGGGUUUAUAUGUGUUUGGUUAUCGAGAGGCUCAAGAUGAAACGAAAAAGAAAUUCAUCCCGCAACACCGAGUGCUGGCCAAACUUGCUAGCUUUUCAAAUCGAGCUGAUGAGGAAUACCGGUGGAAAUCCCAGAUUGAGAAGCUGGAUUUGAAUCGAGUUGAGAAAUGGUUUUUGACUGAAUGGGAGCUGAAAGAAGAACUUUACACUUAUCGAUUCGGCUACUUGAAACUCGCUCCACAACCAUUGAAUGAGCAAAGUGCAACAAAAAAUGGACAUGGAGUACAUCCUGAAAUACCAGAAGGCAUUGUCUCGGCACCAAUCUCUUUACAUUGGUUGUGGACAACAUUUGAUAACAAAGAGAGAGCAAAACUCAAAAAUGAUGGUCGAAGCGAAAAAGAUGCGAAUCUCGAAUUUGUAAAGGAAAAGUCUCGUGAAAUGUGCAAGGAUUGGUAUGAAGAGGACGGUGCAUUGAAUAAUUUCAUCCGUGAAACAGAAACGAAUUCCUCUUGUCCGUGUAAAGAAGAGCAAGCUUCAAUGGAUUAUGGUCGUUUCAUGCCACAUCCCCGAUGCAGUCGAUUAUUCCGUGACGUCACUUGCACAGAAACGCUGGGCUCAUCGAAUUGUUAUAUGUCGGCGCAAAAUGUGCGCGGUUCACAAGUGCGCGUUACUAGCGAAGGAGUGCAGGAAAACUCUUACAUGACUCACUACGGGCAAACGUGUUGCUACGAUGACAAGGGUUAUCUCAUGCAAUCUUCUUAUCAACCAGUUCUCAAAAUUGACGACACGACUCCAUAUUCACCGGGUUUCCCAACAAGAGCUUAUGAGCAUGGAACCUAUCCUGAUAUUGGAAUGUUUGAGGUGCCCGGUCUUUCGACUUUCCAUCACGAUAUUUUACCGUACUAUUUAUGUUGUAAAUACACAGACUUUCGAUGUCAGCUUUUCUAUUGGAGAAGACCAUCAAGUGCUUGUCAAGCCUACGAGGCUGCUGUCUCUGGCUCUGUGAUGGGUGGUGGUCAUUUCUCGACGCUUGAUGGACGACAAUUCGUGUUCAACGAUCCAGGUGUUUACACGCUUCUUCAUGCGCAUGCAACUCAAUCAACUCCAGAAGUGCAAAUCCAAGUCCGACAAGAGCGCUACCCUGAUCGAAGUGUUAAUUUUGGUCGAGUUGAAUACAAUCAAGAUCGAGUUGUUCCAUCAAAUGUCACUGUGAUCACGGGAGUUGCCUUGCAAUCGGAUGGAGCUGAUACGGUUCACGUCAUUUUGCGGAAAGACACUUACCGGAUGCGUUACCGUACCACAGUGAUUGUUGGCAAUGUUGUGCGAUAUUUUGACAACAUGAUUCUGCAAAAGUUUCGAGGUGUCACAAUCUAUGCAAAUAAUGUGCACAAAGGGCAAUCAGAGGUGUACGUGGUAUUGGACAAUGCACAGAUUGGAGUCCGUAUCCGGGAAUCGUAUGCAAUGGAUAUGGAUAUCACUCGUCAAUUCUACGAGAGUCCUGGCCUGCUUGAUGUCACUGUCUCAGUACCGCCGCAGUACAAAGUGCGAGCUUCAAACCAUUUGCAUAACAACGAGCGAGCUCGAGUCAAUGGUUUAUUGAUGCCGUAUCCCGAGCAAAACAUGGGAGUUUAUCCAAAUGUACUUCAAUGGAGCGAUGUGAACAAUGAGGGAUUGAGAAGCACACUCAUUCAGCAAUACAAAAUCGGCAACCUCGAUUAUGAAUAUCAACCGGAUCAUCAUGUUGAAGAUCUUUUCGUCGCCUCACCACAAAACGAACAACUUUUCAAUGCUUUCCCUGAUCAUUUUUUGAAGAGUCCCACCUAUACCGUUUCGAGCAAAUACCGAAAUCCAGUCGCCUAUCCAUUUAUACCGAUGAAUGAGCAGAACUACCGUGACUUUAUCAACUUCUGUAGAAAGACUCAUCUCUCUCAAAUGCAACCCGACUGGGAAAAAGCGUUGCUGAAGCGUUGCCCACAAGUGUUGGCAAUGGAAACAGCUUGUCAGAAUGAUGUCGCUUGUCUCUUUGACACAACAACACUCCAGUCAAAAAUCUUGGGCGAAGACUCAAAAUCGAAUCAGAUCAACUACCAGCUUCAGCGUUCUCAAUCAAUGCAACAUUUCAACUCUUGUGGCGCGAUGAACAUCGAAUAUCCAGAAUAUUUGAUUAAGGGUCCAUCUUCGGCUGCGAAAGCCUAUGUUGAAGGAGAUACUCUGCAAUUCAGUUGUUUCGCCACUCAUACGAUUUAUGGAGACACGGAAUUCACUUGUGAAAAGCACACAAUUGCGCACGAUUCAAGACAUGGUGAUGGUCAACACGCGUACAUGAUGAAAUGGACAAGUGGAGGUCAACCAUGGUGUAGACACAAAGCAAAAGACAAUGUGCUGAAAUGGUUGCAAUGGAGUGCUAUCGUUUUUGCCAUCCUUCUCGUCUUGAUUCUCGUUUUUGCCGCCUGUUGGGUGUGCAAACAACAGCGAAAACAAGCCUCAUUAUCUGAAGAGCGCGAAAUGCAACCACUAAAAGAAAGGAAAAACAAACCGCUUUUCAUCAAAACGCCAUUAGCGCAACAAUUUGUGCGACGGACAGAGACACCACAACACAAAGAACUAAGCGUACAACGAUUCGAAAAAGAGCCAUCGAGAAGGAGUUCACAAAGCUCUUUGCAUCACACAAUGGAUGAACCACGAAAUGACUUUUCUCUCGGCAGAUCCACCACCAGUCCUCCACAAUACAACGAGUACAAGCCAAGAUCCGGGGGUAAUGUUGGGGGUCCAGCCAGCUCUUCCCGAGCGAAACCCCGAGAAGAGAUUUCUGUC
Molecule: messenger RNA, 4299 nt
Organism: Mesorhabditis belari
Lineage: Eukaryota; Metazoa; Nematoda; Chromadorea; Rhabditida; Rhabditidae
Source: the annotation of a GenBank genome assembly